UGCACCCAACUCCCUCACACCAUCACAACCCACGUUACAAAUCCUCCUCCUCAUCAUAACCAUUCUGUUUUCCGCAUAAUAUCCAAAAACCUAUCAUGUCUGAAGAGAAACACCACCGCGGUCUCUUCCACCACCACAAGGAUGAAGACAAACCCUCAGACUACCCUCAGUCUGGCUACUCUGAUGAAGGACGUCCCGGCGGCCUCGGUGGUGGUUACGGCGACACCAAUGAUUAUUCUGGUGAAGGACGUACCGGCGGCCUAGGUGGUGGCUAUGGCGACACCAAUGCUUAUUCUGGUGAAGGACGUCCCGGCGGCUAUGGCGGCUAUAACGAGACCACUGCUUACUCUGAGGAAAGAGUUGAAAGACCCGGCGGUGGCCGGUACAGUGAGACUACUGCGGCAUAUGGCAGCACCACCACUCAUGAAUCUGAACUUGAUUACAAGAAGGAGGAGAAGCACCACAAGCAUCUCGAGCACCUCGGCGAGGCCGGUGUAGCUGCUGCCGGCGCUUUUGCCUUGCAUGAGAAGCACAAUGAAAAGAAAGACCCAGAGCAUGCCCACAGGCACAAGAUAGAAGAGGAGAUUGCUGCAGCAGCUGCAGUUGGUUCGGGUGGAUUUGCCUUCCAUGAGCAUCAUGAGAAGAAAGAGACAAAGGAAGAAGAGGAAGAGGCUUAUGGAAAGAAGAAGCACCACCACUUCUAGAUCUAUGUGGAUUGUGGAACAUCAUCUUUUGACUACAUAUGCAAUGUUGUGUUUUUACUAGUUAUCAUGUGGUGUGAUCAGUGAGAGUGUGAUGCUUAAUCUCAACAAUAUCGCUACAAUAGUUGAGUGGUUAAAUGUCCUUUUCAAUUAAUGGGUGCUAUCUGGUUUUCUUUUAGCAUGCCAUCUAUGUAUGUAUGUAUGUAUGUAUGUCAUUGUUAUUGUUCAUAAUAAUACUGUUUACUCGGUGUUUAUUUCCUA
Messenger RNA from Malus domestica (apple), 962 nucleotides. RefSeq names its product abscisic stress-ripening protein 5-like. The record is from RefSeq and is a predicted model, not a curated record. Lineage: Eukaryota; Viridiplantae; Streptophyta; Magnoliopsida; Rosales; Rosaceae.